AAUCCCUUGCUCUACUGUUUCUCUGAGAGAAGUACAAUACUACUUGAUCAGAAUAUUGAUCCCAAUAUUUGGGUUCAUGUCAAUUGUAUUGUUGCUCCACUUUAUAGUCCUUCAGAAGAACAGGCCAAGAAGAAUAUAUUCAUUGGUGCCUUCUUUUGGCAAGAAAUUCCCUAAAGUUUCUUACAGUGAUCUAGCUCGAGCUACUGAAAACUUCUCUCGAACAAAGUUGGUUGGUAGAGGAAGUUAUGGUUCAGUUUAUAAAGGAAAGAUCAUCCAAGCUAAAAUUCAAAUGGCUAUUAAGGUCUUUGACCUUGGGAUGAGAUGUGGAGAUAAAAGUUUCAUAUCAGAAUGCGAGGUUUUGAGAAGAGUUGGACAUAUAAAUCUCAUUUCCGUUCUAACAGCAUGUUCAACAAUAGAUAAUGUAGGUCAUCCUUUUAAAGCUCUAAUUUAUGAAUUUAUGCCAAACGGGAAUUUGGACACAUGGCUAAAUAUACGAUCUGCUGGUGAAGCUUCCAAGAGUUUGGGCUUAGGACAAAGAAUAAAGAUAGUUGCUAACAUAGCUGAUGCAUUAGCCUAUCUACACCAUGAUUGUGAGAAGUCCAUUGUUCAUUGUGAUCUGAAGCCCAGCAAUAUCCUCCUAGAUGAUGAUUUAAACGCAUACUUGGGCGACUUUGGUAUUGCAAACCUGGUCAUCAAUUCUAUGUCCUCAGCAAUUGGUCAUUUAAGGUCAGAGUCAAGUUCAUAUAGCUCGAUCGGAUUGAAGGGAACUGUAGGAUAUAUGGCGCCAGAGUAUGCUCAAACUGGCCUAGCAUCGACAUGCGGGGACGUUUACAGUUUUGGGAUACUGCUUCUGGAGAUACUGACGGCAAAAGGCCAACAGAUUCUAUAUUUGAGAACGAACUCAACAUUGUCAAUUCGGCCGAGAGGAACUUUCCAGAUCAGAUACUGCAUAUCAUUGAUGCUGAUCUUCAAGAAGAAUGUAAAUGACUUGUUUGUACAACAACAGAAACAGGAAACAGGGUAUAUCAGUGCUUGCUGUCCCUUGUGCAAGUAGCUCUGUCUUCCACGCAUCUGUGCCCACGAGAGAGAAUGGAUAUGAGAGAACUAGCCAUGAAGUUACACUCAGCGAGAACAUCAUAUGUUGGAGCCACCAAGCGAGCUCAUCUUAUGCCUCCCUAGUGAUUUCAAUGCGCCCUUGAACUUGUCACGAUUUAACUCGCGUGGUUCUCAAUGUGUCAUGGAAUUUGUAUUAGUAACUGAGUUGGAAUUAAGAUGAUAAAUUUGCAAUGA
This is a messenger RNA of Lolium perenne, 1290 nucleotides long. RefSeq names its product putative receptor-like protein kinase At3g47110. The record is from RefSeq and is a predicted model, not a curated record. Lineage: Eukaryota; Viridiplantae; Streptophyta; Magnoliopsida; Poales; Poaceae. Gene Ontology annotation, molecular function: ATP binding; protein kinase activity. Gene Ontology annotation, biological process: protein phosphorylation.